Colletotrichum truncatum is the source of this 777-nucleotide messenger RNA. RefSeq lists its product as uncharacterized. The record is from RefSeq and is a predicted model, not a curated record. NCBI's taxonomy places the organism in Eukaryota, Fungi, Ascomycota, Sordariomycetes, Glomerellales, Glomerellaceae.
AUGUUGUCUCAAAGGUUCUGGUGCCUCGGCGCCACUCUUUUAUCUACCUUUUCUCAACUUGCCAGCGCCGACAUCCCUGACCAGGCUAUCGAGCUCGAUCUUAUCUUCCCUCGCAAGGACGGAAAAUACGGCGAGGCAUCAAAGGGCUACCCCGUUCUCCUCAACAUUCAGAACCCAGACGUCGCCUAUCACUACGGUUACGGUUUCGUAUGGGAUAUCUAUUCGAGGAACAAGAACUCUUAUCUUCGCACUGCCGCCCACGGCUCUCUUGGAGCUACCAUUCUGAACAACACCGAGUUCGGUAACAAUCCCCACCUUGAAGUCGGCUACACCGGCCACCUUGCUCCCGGCGACUACACUUUUGCCUGGGUUUUUGGUAUGGGUGCGCAAUGCGAGAUCACUGAGCAACCCUUUUACAGCGAGUUCAAUCUGAACCCGCGCAUCAGCAACGGAAGCUUCGACUUCUCGGUCGAGAAGGACGGCUCCGAGCCUACUUUCACCAAGACCUGCCCGGAGCCGGUCGGUAUCCUCAGCUAUGCCUCGACGACAACCUACAAUUCUGAGGCUACCAGCGUCUGUGGCGUCACCGCGACAGCUACACACGACGCAGAGCCCUGCAAGGCUACCCUCAGCAACGAGCAGGCAACUAGUGUUUACAGCGAGCUCGGAUAUGCCGCCGCAACUGGAUCCUCAAAGGGCGCUGCUGACUCGAACUUGCCUUCCAACUCGGUCGCCUGGUUGGCUGGUCUUCUUGUAACCUUUGCUGUCAUGGCAUAA